Purpureocillium takamizusanense is the source of this 1325-nucleotide messenger RNA. RefSeq lists its product as uncharacterized. The transcript has 2 exons. Gene Ontology annotation, biological process: mitochondrial respiratory chain complex III assembly. Lineage: Eukaryota; Fungi; Ascomycota; Sordariomycetes; Hypocreales; Ophiocordycipitaceae. Gene Ontology annotation, cellular component: mitochondrion. The record is from RefSeq and is a predicted model, not a curated record. The coding region runs from base 54 to 1091 and encodes 345 amino acids.
CCCCCCCCUUUCGUCCUCGCUUGCCCUCCCACACCACAUCGCAUUUGCGCACAAUGACGACCUGCGAGACCUGUCGGUUACAUGCGCGCAUGCUCGUCCGGUCCGCCGUCCGCGCGGGCGCGCCACGAGCUCCCGCGAGGACCGCGGCGCCGGCGGCCCACGCCCUGGCCCGAACGCCGACGACGACGACACAAACGAGAGCCAGCAGCAGCGGCGGCGGCAGCGGCAGCAGAACGACGUCCACGUUUGUGACGUCGACGACGAGAGCGCCCGCUCGAUGGUUCAGCAGCACGGGCGCGCGGCGGAUCCUGGGCAUGGGCGGCCUGGCUGAGUCGUACCGCGUGCUGGGAGCCUCAGAGCGCCUGUACAAGGCGUGCUCCAAGGCGGCCGACUACCACAUCACCGAGGAGGAGCGCAAGAAUGAGCAGGUGGAGAAGCUCGAGGACGGCGAGGAGUUGGGGCAUCCCGUCGACGCGACCAAUGUGUGGCACAAGACCUUCAAGCUGCAGCCCAGCUUCAGCACGUGGUCGCACGUCACGAUGCUGCAGCUCUACCUAGUCAACGCGCGGCUACGGAUGCUGGAGCGCGACGCCUACCGCAACUGGCAGCAGCAGCUGGUGGACCACUUCUUCUUCGAGUGCGAGAAGAAGAUGCACCUCGACCACGGCAUCACGUCGGCGGCGCUGCGCCAGCGCUACCUCAAGGACAUCUUCGUGCAGUGGCGCGGCUUGCUGCUCGCCUACGACGAGGGCCUCAUCAAGGGCGACGCCGUCCUCGCCAGCGCCGUCUGGCGCAACCUCUUCAAGGGCGACCCGGCCGCCGACCCCCGCGCCCUGCUCGCCAUCGUCGGCUGGAUGCGCUCCAGCCUCGCCGCCCUCGAGGCCGCGUCCGACAUGACCUUUGUGCAGCGCGCGCAGGACAUUCUGGCCAAGCCCGUCGACGUGUUCUGGACGAGGCUCGAGGAGCCGUUUAAGCGGGCCGGCGCAGGCGCAGGCGCGGAUGAGCAGGCGGAGGCGGGACAGCAGAAGGAGCAGCAGCAACAGCAGCAGCAGCAGCAGCAGUCGGGCUCAGCGGGCUCCGCCGCCGCAUAGACUGGCUACUUGUGAACAUAAAACAUUGUCGCCUUGCAUAAUCCGAAAAAGGAAGGGAGGGGAGGGAGCGAAAUGUAACAUUGUCAACGAAAAUGGGGUGUCAUGAGAAGCAUUGGAUGCUAUAUCACUUUGUAAAUCUUGGGCCAGUCGAUGCCAACUUUGGGACACCAGAAUAGGGUGCCCCUGUCUAUCCACACACAUACAAAUCCCGAGUUCGUGCUUCUUUACCGCCGG